Ictalurus punctatus (channel catfish) is the source of this 3649-nucleotide messenger RNA. RefSeq names its product guanylate-binding protein 1. The transcript has 12 exons. The record is from RefSeq and is a predicted model, not a curated record. NCBI's taxonomy places the organism in Eukaryota, Metazoa, Chordata, Actinopteri, Siluriformes, Ictaluridae. Gene Ontology annotation, molecular function: GTP binding; GTPase activity. The coding region runs from base 263 to 2146 and encodes 627 amino acids.
GCAGUGCUAACUACGUUUGCUUUCACUUUCACACGGGAGGAGGAUUCACGCCCUAUUUAAGAUCUUGUUUAGGACUUGUUUUCACAUCGCUUGUACUUUCACAUUAGACCAGUGUAAAACGUUUUCGUAACAUCAAGCCAUACAACUGCUCUCUCUGCCGAGCCCCGCCUCGCGCACCCGUCAACGUCAGAUAGUGAAACCAGAAACUGUAUGCUACUGUCUGAUCUAGUAUAACUGUGGCUGUUCUGCGCGUCAAUCAUCUAUGUUCAAAACCAUGGAUGAGCCAGUAUGUCUGAUUAGCAGCGAUUCUGAAGGACGGCUAUGUGUCAUGAAGAAAGCUAAAGAGAUUCUGGAUGGGAUCACUCAGCCAGUUAUUGUAGUGUCUGUGGUAGGGCUUUACCGCACGGGGAAGUCUUACCUCAUGAACCGCUUAGCAGGAAAACAAACAGGCUUUGCACUAGGCAGCACCAUAGAGUCAAAAACUAAAGGCAUCUGGAUGUGGUGCGUUCCACACCCCAUUAAAACAGGACACACUCUGGUGCUGCUGGACACUGAGGGACUCGGGGAUGUGCACAAGGGUGAUGAAAAGCAUGACACAUGGAUCUUCUGCCUGGCUGUCCUGCUCAGUAGCACUCUGGUCUACAACAGCCUUGGGGUCAUAGACAACAAUGCACUUGAGAAGCUACACUUUGUGACAGAACUGACUGAGAACAUCCAAGUGAAAGCACAGAGAGGUGCUGACGAUGAUGACUCAGCAGAGUUCAUGCGAGUCUUCCCCUCCUUCAUCUGGUCUGUGCGAGACUUCACGCUGAAGUUGGAGAAGGAAGGCAAGGCUAUCACAGCUGAUGAAUAUCUGGAAAGUGCUUUGGCGCUUAAAGCUGGUUCUUCCUCUAGUAUUGAGAAGUUCAACCUGCCCAGACGCUGUUUGCGUCACUUUUUCGCAGAACGCCGGUGUUUUGUAUUCCCACGGCCAGCCGGAGAUGAUGACCUGGCAAGGAUGGAGGAGCUGUCUGAGACGGAUCUCAGGCCACAAUUUCUGCAGCGUGCUCAGGAGUUCUGCAGCUAUGUGUUUAGCAGUGCCAAGCCAAAAACCUUAACAGGGGGGCGGAUGCUCAUCGGCAGUGCUCUGUGCAGUCUAGCGGAGGUGUAUGUGGAGGCAAUUCGUAGUGGCCGGAUUCCUUGUCUGGAGAAUGCAGUGGUGUCUUUGGCUCAGAUCCAGAAUGAGCGAGCAGUGGAACAGGGCCUGCAGGUCUACCAGAGUCAGGUUUUUGAGUCAGUGUGCUUUCCACUUGACCCAUCUGUACUAUCAGACAUCCACAGAAAAGCAGAGACUGCAGCUAUCGAUGCCUUCAUCAGCAUUUCCUUCAAUGAUACUGAGCAAAAAGCACAGCUGAAGCUCAUGGAAGAGAUCCAGACUGUGUAUCAGGAGCUGUGUGGUCAGAAUCGUGAGGAAUGUUCAAAUGUGUGUAAGCUGGAGCUGACACAGGUGUUUACUCCUCUGGAGGAGGCUGUAAAUGAUGGUUCAUUUAUGCACCCUGGAGGAUACACAGAGUACCGUGAUAAACUCCAGAGCUGCACAAAUGAAUACAGAGCACGCACACACAAACAGAUGAUGAGUGAGGAAGUGUUGCAUGAGUAUCUGAGGGAGAAGGAUCAGUUUGUGAAUAAUAUUCUUUUAGCUGAUCAGCGCCUGACUGAAGCAGAGCAAUACAAGGAAGUGGAGCGUUUGAAAAAGGAGGUUCUUGAGCAGAAGAACAAAUCUUUAGAGGAGAUGAAGCAGUUUCAAGAACAGACAUUACAGGACCAGAAGAGGACCUAUGAGCAACACGUAACCCAGCUGCUGGAACGCAUGGAGAAAGAGAGUGCGAGAGCAAAGGAGGAUAACGAACGAGUGCUGGAUGCUAAACUUAGAGAACAGAGGAUUCUGAUGGAAGAAGGGUUUAAGGAAAGAGCGGCUCAGAUGAAUGUAGAGAUUGAAAGUCUGAAAGGAGAGAUGAAGAAUGACGACGAGUCAAAGCGAUCUACACUCGGUAUGGUAGUGGACGGAGUGGGCAUUGCAGCAAGUCUGUUCCUGCCUGGCAUCAUCCCUAAAGCUGCUGGUAUUGCCGUAUCAUACUUAUCACGAUUUUUGGAUCGCAAGAAGUAGUUGUACACUGUGGUGCACACAAUUCCGAAUAUUUACUUUCAACUUAUUAACUAGGCAAAUUUGAAAUUAAUAAAAAAAUCACAAAUCUUCAAACCCAGGGUAAAAAGUGAGCAAAAUGUACAUAAGUUGCUCUCAAAUAGCAACAACUCAAAAGUGGUAAUUAGUAUUACAACGGAAUUUAAACUGUAUGUAGUUGUAAAUGAGGAUAUGGAUUGAGGCUCUAAGACUAUUUAAGGUAAUAGGAAAAUUUGUUUACAGAGAUGCAUGAUGGGCUUUUUGUUCAUCAGUAUUUUUUAUUGUUUCAGUUGGACUCAUCUUAGAUUUAAUCCUUUACAAUUUUUAACCAUUUUAUCUGUUCCUCUAUCAAGUUAUGUAGUCUCUUCUAGCAGUAAUUUGAAGAAAAUUAUGGUGAUGAAGCCUUUAAAAGUUAUCACAGAAAUUUUCAUAAUAAGUAACUUCCAUUUUAUUAGACCACAAUCUAAUAUGUACUCCAGCAGUGUGACUUAGGUUCAGUUAGUUAGGUUCAAUUGUAGUGUCAGACUUGGAUUUAUUAUUUUUUUUAAAUGCUUUUUUUUUUUUUUUAAUUCUGUGCUUUUACAAUUAAAAACUUAUGUUACAUUAAGUUAUGCUGAGCACCUUUGUCAUUGUUUGUCAUGUGCUUGUUUUGCCCUUUUUGACUCCUAUACAAAAUGCACUGAUUUAAAAAUAAAGCUAUAUUCAUAAGUGGGUUUUUCCCCCCCAGACUAACCAAUCUCUAGGAUCUUGACUUGGAAAUUGAAAAAAGAAUUUACGGUGACAUAACUGGGUAAUUAUUCCUACUAGCAGGGACAUCUUUGAUUUACUCAUUCUGUCAUCAUGUCUUUUCCUUUCACCCACUAUUUUUAUGGCCAAGUGCCAUUUUACUGUUGACACAUUUACAUACCUUCCCUUUUAUUAACAAUUUUCCAAUGCUCUAAUUCCUCACUAUUCUUGCAAAUUUUCUGUGCUACUAGAAUUCUGGUUUAAUGUGAUCAUAUGUCAGAUCUAACCUGAUGGUAAUUCCAAUAAAUGUCGGGUAAAAUACACCUUAUUUCUGAAUACCUUUCAACAAAACAUUGGCUCAUGUGCUUGUCCACUGCUGUGUCCAGUGUUUUUUGUUUUUUCCUGUUCGUUUUAAUUUGUGAUAUUAAUACCUUUACAUAUACUUGUUUAUAUACAGUAUUUAUACACACACAACACCUCAUUUUCACUCAUUUAUUGUUGUGCAAAAUGAAACAUUUUCAUAUGUCCAACAUAUGUCCUAAAUCCUAAAUACAUUUCAAAGCUAGUAAGUUUAUUUAAACUUAUUUAAAUUUAUUAUGUUCUUUUGUUUUGUUUUUCACUGAAAAUGAAUAUGCAGUAUUUUUUUUUUUAAAAAUCAUCCUACUCAACGGGAAAUGCAAUUGCUAUCAUUUUGAAAUAAACAUGCAUUGGCAUUAAUGGUUGUCAUUUUCAAGACAUUAAAGUAUAAAACCAUCAAAUAUA